Messenger RNA from Symbiodinium pilosum, 1128 nucleotides. The record is from the annotation of a GenBank genome assembly. NCBI's taxonomy places the organism in Eukaryota, Dinophyceae, Suessiales, Symbiodiniaceae.
AUGGACGGUUUCGCAUUGGAAGCGUACCUUGUUCCAAAAUGCGGCUUCCAGCCCAUCGUCCCCGGUGGGACGAUUCCGAAGGCCCCCAACGAAGCGGGCAGCCUCUUUACUGAGGUAAAAAAGAAUGCCAAGUAUCCCGGCCCAGAUCACUACAAGAAGGAAGGGAAGCCAUUCGGGCAAAAGGCUCCCCUGGGCAUGUUCAGCCGGAUCAACCGUGAUGACAAGGAUGGGAAGAAGCACUGGCCCGCCGUUGGUCAGUACCAGAGUGUCAGCGAAGUAGUGACACCCCGCACGCGCGGCGGCAUCAUGGCCAAAUGCCUGUGGAAAUCCAGUGCGUGUUGUUGUUCGCAGCAUUUUAUUUUGGCCAUGACUUCCUCCGUUGGAACUCAGCUCGAGUGCCACGACCAGGCUUUGCUUCAGUGCAUUUUGGACGAGCUCAAGCUCAAGGGGUCUUGCUCCACCUCGAGGUUCUCAGCAUCGGUGCCCAGGUCUCAGUUCCUGAGUCCAGGCAAAUGUCCCAUGGAGGAGGAGACUCGGUCGCCCUCUGCAGCCUCGGCCACCCCGUCGCCACGUUCUCUUCGCUCGACGUCUCCCCCUGCGAGUUGCAGAUCCAGCCCACAUCCGAUGCCUGCAGCGCAGCCUCCGGUGGCACUGACUCUGUCGGAGCUGCUGCCGCCCAGCGCCUGCCCUUCGCCUUCGCAGUCUGCGCCUGCCGCGGAGACCAGUGCCGUGUGGCGCGUGAUGAACCCGAAUGCGAAGUUCAAGGCCAGCUGCGGCUUCCCACUCGUAUCGCCUCAGCUUAGCACACCGCUGCUGGACGACUUUCGAGUGAUUUUUGCCCCGGGAUCAGCCUGGGCAAUGGCACAGAACAAGGGAGGCAAGAAGAAGGAGCUGGCGUCCAACAAGGUGGCGCCACUGUAUGGGUCACUACAGAUCAAAUUCCUCUCUGAUGAUGCAAUCAUCCGGGAUCUACAGCUGUUCUUCACCAUUGGCAACAUGCGCCUUGGCCCAUUCCGCACCAGCCCAGAGCGCAGCACGUCCGAGCUUUGUGAGCUUCCGGUAGACUGGCGAAGGCUGGUGGACAAGGCAGACACAUCCUUUGCUGUCACGGUUGAAAUGACCGCCUAA